AUGGUUCGGAGAGGAGAGAUGGUGCCCUCAGCAGCGCCCCCAAGGAGGAAAACGGCGCCAAAAAUCGGCGUCGCCGCUGCCGGCCAGCCAAGGCGGCCAAGGUUUCCCCCGGACACCGAUCUGCUCCACCAGAACACACCGGAGGUGGAUCUGGAAGAUCCAAACCGAACCGGGGACUGGGAAUGGAUGCAUGGAAGGAAGGGGGGCAAUACCUCCAGAGCUGGCACGCCUGCGGCUCGCCGUCCUCACGGCCGAACACUCAGACACGCCGCACGCCCCGCCGUCGCUAGGCCCCGCCCCAACCUGCCCUGCGGCGAGAGGAGCUGCCCCGCGAGCAGGCCGAGGCUUCCCACGAGGGGCGCGCCCGACCAGCGCGAGCGCCAGAUCCCGCCGCCGCCGGCCGCCAGCGGGGUUUGCCCGCCGACGAUCGCCCACGACGAGCGCCAGAUCCCGCCGACGAGCGCCGCCAGCACGCAGCCCGCCUCGUGCAGCCCUCCACGCCAGCCACCGUGGCAGCCCAGCGUCGCCGCGUCCCGCACAACGCCGUGUUCCGGCCAGGGUAGAUCGCCCCACGGCGAGCCCGCCUCGCGAGAAGGAGAGAACGCCCCGCCGCCGCCCAUGCCGGGCGGGCUUCGCCCGCCGGCACGCCCUGGCGGCGGCGAGGGGAGGGAUGGGGAGAGGGACGCGGUUCGGCGGCGGCUAGGGUUUCCUCCCCUGCCGCCCGUGGGAGCGCCAGAGGAGGAGGACAACUACACCCACCUCACCCAGAUUCAAGCUAGAUCAAUACCUCAUUUGAUGGUAGGAGAUGAUGUGCUGGGUUCAGCCAGGACUGGCUCAGGGAAGACACUCGCUUUCCUUAUACCCGCGAUCGAACUGCUACACAAUGCGCGCUUCACGCCGAGGAACAGAACUGUAGUUAUUGUGGUCUGCCCAACAAGGGAGCUUGCUAUCCAGACACACGAUGUUGCCAAGAAAUUAAUGAAGUAUCACUCUCAAACUCUUGGAUAUGUAAUUGGUGGCACUAACAUGAGAAGUGAGGCCAACCAGCUUGUGAAAGGGGUCAAUCUAUUAGUUGCAACGCCGGGCAGGCUUCUGGACCAUCUGAAAAGUACCGGUGGUUUCAACUACAAAGGGCUAAAGUGCCUUAUAAUUGAUGAAGCUGAUCGCAUACUUGAGCAAAAUUUUGAGGAGGACAUGAAACAAAUAUUUAAGCGCCUCCCUCAGAAUAGGCAAACUGUUCUCUUUUCUGCUACACAGACUCAAAAGGUUGAAGAUUUUGCAACUUUUACAUUUGGGAAAAAGGAAGAAAGGCAACGAGAACUUGUUUAUGUUGGAGUUGAUGACUCUGAAUUAAAGCCUACUGUUGACGGCUUGCAGCAGGGCUACUGUGUCAUUCCUAGUGAGAAAAGGUUUCUGGUUCUGUAUACUUUCCUAAGAAAGAUGCAGCUGAUGAAGCAGAAGGUGAAGGUCAUGGUGUUCUUUUCAUCAUGUAGCUCAGUCAAAUUCCAUGCAGAAUUUUUAAAUUUCAUUGGGAUAGAGUGUCACGAGAUCCACGGGCAACUGAAGCAGCAGAAACGCACUACUACAUUCUUCCAAUUUUCGAAAGAGGAAAGCGGUAUCUUAUUGUACACUAACGUGGCAGCACGUGGGCUUGAUAUUCCUAAUGUGGACUACAUUGUGCAAUAUGAUCCUCCAGAUGACCCAAAGGACUACAUUCACAGAGUCGGUCGUACUGCCCGAGGUGAUAAAGGCCAAGGACGCGCAUUUUUGUUCUUACUACCAGAAGAACUGAAGUUGCUUAUUUACCUGCACGCGUCCAAUAUUUCUCUGACUGAAUACGAGUUCAGUGAAAAGCAUGUGCCAAAAUCGCAAUCGAAGCUUGAGAAAAUUGUUGCUGGGAAUUACUUCCUAAACCAGUCAGCGAAGGAAGCCUACAGGUCUUACCUUUUGGCAUACAACUCACACUCUAUGAAGGACAUCUUUGAUGUCCAUCAACUUGAUCUCAAGAAAGUUGCGGCAUCUUUCUGUUUUAAUAGCCCUCCUAAAGUGAAUCUGAACCUGGAGAGUAGUGCAUCGAGACACCGAAAGAUGAGGAAAGUGGACGGCAGAAAGAGGCAUGGAAUUAGCCCUUCAAACCCCUAUGGAAGGAGAGGCGGUUGUGAUCACAUGGAUCUUGCAAGAUUCUAGGAAGGAUAUAUCAGGGGGUUAAGAUCGGAGAUGCUGGAAGUCACCAUCUUUGAUUCUUCUUUUUUGGUAGAUCUCUAAAUAUUAUGUUUGGAUGUCAUGUAUGUUGUGUGGUUUGAGAAAGAAAAAUCUGAAGAGUGGUUUAUGCCCUUUGCCCUUUGGAUUCUUAAAACAAGUGUAGUUAUUACAUUUUUUGGGGUUA
Messenger RNA from Aegilops tauschii subsp. strangulata, 2386 nucleotides. RefSeq names its product DEAD-box ATP-dependent RNA helicase 27-like. Lineage: Eukaryota; Viridiplantae; Streptophyta; Magnoliopsida; Poales; Poaceae. The record is from RefSeq and is a predicted model, not a curated record. Gene Ontology annotation, molecular function: ATP binding; nucleic acid binding; RNA helicase activity.